CAAUGCCAUCUGUCAAAACGUUGGUCAAACAGACACAGGGUCGAGGUUACUACAGAGAGGGGAUCGUAAAAUCACUUAGCUCGGACAGUUCAUGGAGGUCGUGUAGCUACUCUAUUCAUACCUCAGUGAUUCUAACGGCCGCAACAAGGAAAUAUUAGCUAGCAAGUUGAUAGCACAUUAGCUACGAGACGAAGACUGUUGCCAACUAGCGCAGCUGUGUUUCAUCAAACUGUGUAAGUGGCAAACGAAUCGGCAUCAAAAAGUAUUAAUUAACCGAUAUUUGACACUCUUAAUCGCAAAUUUGUACUGAAGAGUGGUGAUGGACUUUCUCGCUGGCUGCAUUGGCGGUGCUGCCGGAGUCUUAGUAGGGCACCCUUUUGACACGGUUAAGGUGAGACUCCAGGUUCAGAAUGUGGACAAGCCUCUCUACCGCGGGACCUACCACUGUUUCCAGUCCAUCGUUCGGCAGGAGUCGAUGUUUGGGCUGUACAAAGGCAUUGGCUCCCCCAUGAUGGGCCUAACCUUCAUCAAUGCCAUAGUGUUUGGAGUGCAGGGAAACGCUAUGCGUUACCUGGGCCACGACACCCCUAUGAACCAGUUCCUGGCCGGGGCCGCAGCCGGAACCAUCCAGUGUGUCAUCUGCUGCCCCAUGGAGCUGGCCAAGACACGCAUGCAGAUGCAAGGCACUGGGGAGAAGAAGUCUAAGAGGAAGCUCUACAAGAACUCCCUGGACUGUCUGGCCCGUAUCUACAAGCGGGAGGGGCUGUCGGGGGUGAACCGUGGCAUGGUUACCACGCUGAUCCGAGAAACCCCCGGUUUUGGGGUCUACUUCCUGGCCUAUGAUGUCCUGACUCGCUCCAUUGGCUGUGAACCUGACGACCCCUACAUGAUCCCCAAACUGCUAUUCGCCGGUGGGAUGUCCGGGAUUGCCUCUUGGCUCUCCACCUAUCCAGUGGAUGUGAUUAAGUCCCGCCUCCAGGCGGAUGGGGUGGGUGGGGUCUACCAGUACACCAGCAUCGCUGACUGCGUGCGGCAGAGCGUGAGGAGGGAGGGGCUCAGGGUGUUCACGCGAGGUCUUACCUCCACCCUGCUCAGGGCGUUUCCCGUCAAUGCUGCCACCUUCGCCACCGUCACGCUGGUGCUGCUGUACGCACGGGGAGUGGAAGAGGGGCCCAAAGACUGUGAGCUGGGGCUCCCCAACACAGCUCACCACACACAGCUACCGCAGCAGACCCAGGCUUCCAGCUUGUGAUCUGAGUCUGGAGGUGUUAUUCCCACCAAAGCUGCUCUACUGUGGGGUGGGGGAGGCGACUCCAGGCCUUCUAGGCAGCGUUCCUCUGUCCAGUGUCUGUGUUCUUUUGCCCAUCUUAAUCUUUAAUUUUUAUUGACCAUUCUGAGGUAUGGCUUUUUCUUUGCAACUCUGCCUAGAAGGCCAGCCUCCCAGAGUCGCCUCUUCACUGUUGACGUUGAGACUGGUGUUUUGAUGGUACUACGCUGUAUUUCUAAUCAAUUUGAUGUUAUUUAAAUAGACUAAAAAUUUGCUUUUCUUUCAAAAACAAGGGCAUUUCUAAGUGACCUCAAACUUUUGAACAGUAGUGUAAAUCUAUAGAUUUGCAGGCUAAGACUGGACUUGACUUGUAUAUAUAAUUUACUUUGGGGGGGGGGGGGGGUUAUUUUGUAUCAUGUUUAAAGUAACUGUUAUUUCCUGCCUUAUUACAUUUGAACAGUUUUACUGAAAUGGAGAAGUCGAAGCACUGAUAUCUUUGGAAGAUGUGACAAAAAAGACUGAGAUUGAACCCAAAGUUUAAUAUGCCACUUUCUCUCUCAGACCAUAGUAUUGCUCAAAUAAACCAAGAGUUAUGGUUAAGUCGCUGGUACUAACCGGUACAACCACAUGUAUACUAACAAGCACUGUAAUGGUAUGGUUAUGCAGUUUAUCCUUUUAUAGCUCUGUCUUUGCACAGUAAAGUCCUAACUGAAAAGCAACCUAUAAUGCACCUGAGCGAUAUCUGAAAGCUGAAUGAAAGCCCCGAAUGUGACGUUUUGUGUUUGAAGCACAAGUGUGAAUCCCUAUUAGAGUUGGCAAUAAUGUAAUGUGUCUUGUGUGUUUUGUUUUGGGACAAGGCUUGUGUUUUACUGAGUAAUGGGAAGUUUUGUCUUUGGUGUUUUACUUGUGUAUAAAUGUGAGAUUCAUUGUAUUUUGUUUUUAAAGAUGCAAUUGGCAAAAUGUCUAAAUAUUGCAAAUUCUAGAGGAUUUUUGUGUGUGUUAUUAUUUGAGCCGGAAUGUUAACUAAUAUAUCUGUCUCUUGUUCCUCAUAAUGUAGACUUUGGUAUAUCUGUUACUGUUAACUCCUGUCAUUUUAGAAGAUAUGUAAUGGGGAGUUGAUAUACAGCAUCAGUCAACAUUUUGGACACACCUACUCAUUCGACAUUGUAGAAUAAUAGUGAAGACAUCAAAACUAACACAUGGAAUCAUGUAGUAAUCAAAAAAGUGUUAAACAAAUCUAAAUAUAUUUGAUAUUCUUCAAAGUAGCCACCCUUCGCCUUGAUGACAGCUUUGCACACUCUUGGCAUUCUCUCAACCAGCUUCACCUGGAAUGCUUUUCCAACAGUCUUGAAGGAGUUUCCACAUGCUGAGCUCUUGUUGGCUGCUUUUCCUUCACUCUGCAGUCCAACUCAUCCCAAACCAUCUCAAUUGGGUUGAGGUCAGGUUAUUGUGGAGGCCAGGUCAUCUAAUGCAGCACUCCAUCACUCUCCUUCUUAGUCAAAUAGCCCUUACACAGCCUGGAGGUGUGUUUUGGGUCAUUGUCCAGUUGAAACAUCCAUAUGGGAUGGUGUAUUGCUGCAGAAUGCUGUGGUAGCCUUGCUGGUUAAGUGUGCCUUGAAUUCUAAAUAAAUCAUUGACAGUUUCACCAGCAAAACACCAUCACACCACCUCCAUGCUUCAUGGUGGGUGCCACACAUGCAGAGAUCAUCCGUUCACCUACUCUGCGUCUCACAAAGACAGCGGUUGGAACCAAAAAUCUCAAAUUUGACUCAUCAGACUAGAGGACAGAUUUCCACUGGUCUAAUGUCCAUUGCUUGUGUUUCAUUGCCCAAGCAAGUCUCUUCUUAUUGGUAUCCUUUAGUAGUGGUUUCUUUGCAGCAAUUCGACCAAAUAUUCUGUAUACCGCCCCUACUUUGUCACAACACAGCUGAUUCGCUUAAAUGCAUUAAGAUGGAAAGAAAUUCCACAAAUGAACUUUUAAGCAGACACACCUGUUAAUCAAAAUGCAUUCCAGGUGACUCCCUCAUGAUGCUGAUUGAGAGAAUGCAAAGCUGUCAGGUUGGCUCCAGUUAAGACUCUCUACAAUAAGAUGCAUUUUGAUUUGUUUAACACCUUUUUUUGGUUACUACAUGAUUCCAUAUAUGUUAUUUCAUAGUUUUGAUAUCUUCACUAUUAUUCUACAAUGUAGAAAAUAGUAAAAAAUAAAGAAACUCUGGAAAGAGUAGGUGUGUCCAAACUUUUGACUGGUACUGUAUGUUUUUACUGGUUUGUGAGAUACUUAGUCGUAUUAGCAGAGAUUGGUAGAUCUCUCUGCGAUGUGUAUGAUGGGGACAUUUUGCAUGCUGUUCCUGUAUGAGGGUUUUCAUAUAGUAGGCUAUACACCAGUGGACCUACAGUAUGGUAGCUUUGACACAGUAUUCAUGUGUUAUUAAUGACUGUUCUCUCUUAUUCCUUCACUGUGGAGGGGAGGGAAGAACACACACACACACACACACUGAAUUGUCUCUAGUGUGUUGCUGCAGUAAAUAACUAUCAUUGUCAUAACCUUCUGAAACAAAGGAUUCAGGAAAAUCUACGAUGACACCACAGUAAUGUUCUUUAAAAGAGCUAUGACAUCAUAAUGGCGUUCUCUAAAACAGUGACGUCUUAAUGACAGUCUCUAACAUAUCCACGAACAUAUCCACAUGUACUGAAUUGUUGAAUGUAACAAGAUGUUACCCCCACAAAAUGGUCUCUGACUUUUACCAGGAGGAGAAGAAACAUGUACCAGAGACCUGUAACAAUCAGCUUCUCUUCUAAAUAUUUUGGUUGGUUCGAGGUAGUUUGCUGCUUGGAUAGCACAACCCUUGAAAUACGGGUGUCCUGCAGUCUGCUGAAUUGGGAUUGUGGUUGUGGGGUAAUUGUUAGAGUUGCGUAAAUUCGAGUCUGGUAUCAGGAUAAAUAUAACAAUGAGUCACCGAUUGUAUACUAUGUAUUUUUUUAUUAGCUAAGCAAUAAAUGGCAAAUGCAACUUUCGUAUAUAUGGGCUCACUGUAAUACCACGCAGGGCAGAACAGGGAACUGACAGGAUGUACGUAAACAGUGUUCUUAUACUGUGAUAGGCCAACAGACUGGUUGGAACAAUGUCUAUCACAGAGGCUGAGCGUGGUUUAGACUUGCUCAGCCUAUCGCAGGCGCUCAGGCGGGUCCCUGCCUCUUGGCGCUUCUUGGAAUCCUCCCUCCGUCGAUGUAUAGAUUCUUACUGUUCUGGUAUCGCAGCCUAGUUAUAACAGUUGCUCAGUUCCUGCUAUUGUGUUGUUCAGUAUUUUUCCAUCUCAGUUAAACCUUGUGUUGACCACCCCUCCCUAUACCUAAUUGACCACAACUUUGUAAGAUACAGCAAGUCACACCAUGUGCUCAAUAUUGUUACAUACAAACACAAGGACAAAGCAUCUGCUGGGCUGUUAUCUACAGUUUUGCAACAUGCAGGUCACAUCAUGUUACUCAGUUCUUGUCACACACACAAACAAGCAAGUAGAUGUAGCAAGCAGUUGUUUAAUCUCAUGAUGAUGCUCAAGUGCACAAAUGCAGAUACUUCACACAGCCAACAUCAGAUAAUAUUUAAUCAUAUAUAUAUAUAUAUAUAUGGUAAAACACAGAAUCCCACAAAUAAUAAAAUAAUAUGUUGCUGAGUGACUCAGUAUGCCAAUCAGUUUUUGCCAUUGCUAAUUGUUCAUUUUAAUAUUUUUGAUAUACUGUAUCACAUUGUGUUUGUCACCAUAAUGUUUUAUUGGGCUUUGUUGUGAUCAUUUUAAUGUUCUCAUACUCCUCCAGUCCUGGACACGAGGCUAAAGUAAAAAACUGGUGUAUGAAAAUGAUUUGGACUUUGGACUGGGAAGAUGCGAACAAAGUAUGUGAUUUUGUGUGAUUAUAAUCUGUUAGAUCAUUUUGAAAGGGGGAAUGAAAAUGUAAAUAUAUAAACCUAUAUUUUUCGAUCUGUUAGUUGUGAUGUCCUCAAUGUUUGACUUUGAGCAGAAUAUUUUUUUUUGGCUUUCUCUUAACUUGUGGGUUUUGCUGUUACAAAGAUGAGCUUGGAAAAGGAAGAUUCAAAAGAUGGAGACACUGAUAUAUUUUUGUAACAAACUAACAACGCUGAGCCCAGUCAGUGUAUCUCAUGCUUUGGUUCCUCAAGGUUGACUUUUAGAACAUUUGAAUAUCAAUAAACGACUGACUCAGAUUAA
Molecule: messenger RNA, 5487 nt
Organism: Oncorhynchus nerka (sockeye salmon)
Lineage: Eukaryota; Metazoa; Chordata; Actinopteri; Salmoniformes; Salmonidae
Gene: slc25a29
Product: solute carrier family 25 member 29
Exons: 5
Coding region: 320-1252 (310 amino acids)
Biological process (GO): mitochondrial L-ornithine transmembrane transport
Cellular component (GO): mitochondrion
Molecular function (GO): high-affinity L-arginine transmembrane transporter activity
Source: RefSeq, a predicted model, not a curated record